AGUACAGAGUGGAGUGGAGGGGACGCAGUGAGGGCGCAGGGUGCCAAAGACACAGAGCCAGAACGCAAGAGGACAACACUGACUUUUAUUUCUAAAUAGGGAUGAUAAUAAUAGAAUAGAAAACGUUUCUCCUUUUUUUUUUAUAAAUGGAUAUUUAUUUUCUCUUUUUCCAAGCAGCACUGCGCCUCAUCGUAAUGCGCGCUGGAGCUUCUCCGGGACACAUCUGAAAAAACAAGGCAACGGGAGAGAAUAGAAAAGAGCUUUUGCUGUUAUAAAAACUGCUUUAAUAAACCAAAAUGUCUCUCUUUUAAUGGGGCACAUUUCUCCGGACGCCUUACGCUUUUUUUGAGACUUUUACGCAAUUUGGAGACUUUAUCUCCCGACUAAAAUGGUUGAUGGAAAUGGAAAUGUUGUCCAAUAACAGAAGAUAAUAAGGUUUAUAAUAUUUUUUACCCAAGUGCACUUGUUUUUCCGGCGAUGAUUGUGCUUUUGGUUGUCCUGUGCAUCACGGAUGGAGUGCUCGCUCAGAUACGCUACUCUGUGCCGGAGGAGGCGGACCAUGGCAUUUUGGUGGGGAAUAUUGCCGAGGACCUGGGACUGGACCUUACCAAACUGGCAUCCCGCCGCUUCCAGGUGGUGCCCAGCUCUCGGACACCGUACCUGGAAGUGAACCUAGAGAACGGCGUCCUGUUCGUUAACGAAAAGAUCGACCGGGAACAGAUCUGCAAGCAGAGCGCGAGCUGCCAGCUCAACAUGGAGGUGUUCUUGGAGAACCCGCUUGAGCUGUUUCGGGUCGAAAUUGAGGUGGUAGACAUUAACGACAACCCGCCCAGCUUCCCGGAGACAGACAUCACGGUGGAGAUCUCAGAAAGCGCCGUCCCGGGCACCCGGUUCCCUCUGGAGAGCGCAUUCGACCCGGACGUGGGCUCUAACGCUUUACGAACGUAUGAUAUCACCACUAACAACUACUUUUAUUUGGAUGUGCAGACCCAAACCGACGGAAACAAGUUCGCAGAGCUGGUCCUGGAAAAGCCUCUGGACCGGGAGCAGCAGGCAGCGCACAGGUACGUGCUGACCGCGGUGGACGGCGGCCAGCCUCCCCGAACUGGCACCGCGCUGCUGGUGGUUAAAGUGCUGGACUCUAAUGAUAACGUGCCGGUGUUUGACCAGCCCGUUUACACGGUGAGCCUCUCGGAGAACGCACCGGUGGGCAUGCUAGUUAUACAGCUGAACGCCACCGACAUGGAUGAAGGACUAAACGGGGAUAUAGUUUAUUCCUUCAGUAACCACAUAUCCAACCGCGUAAAGGACCUUUUCAGCAUAGACCCGCGCACCGGGCGCAUCGAGGUGCGCGGAGAGGUGGAUUUUGAGGAGAGCAGCUUGUAUCAGAUCUUUGUCCAGGCCAAGGACCUGGGACCAAACGCCGUGGCCGCGCACUGCAAAGUGCUGGUCAAAGUCACCGAUUUAAACGACAAUGCUCCGGAGAUCACCUUCAGCACUGUCACCGAGUCUGUGAGCGAAAAGGCGGCUCCGGGCACCGUCAUCGCGCUGCUCAGUGUGACGGACCUGGACGCAGAGGAAAACGGACAGAUCCACGUGGAGAUCAUCGGUGAUGUUCCGUUUAAAUUAAAAACAUCCUUCAGGAAUUAUUUCACUAUAGUGACUGACGGUCCGUUGAACCGGGAGCAGGCAGACUCUUACUCCAUUACUGUGGUGGCGCGGGAUAAAGGGACGCCCUCUCUUGCCACCAGUAAAUCCAUCCGAGUCCAGGUGUCAGAUGAGAACGACAACCUGCCGACCUUUACGCAGCCCAUAUAUGAUGUGUAUGUGACCGAGAAUAACGUGCCGGGGGCCUACAUCCACGCUGUGACGGCCCUGGACCCGGACAUCGGGCUGAACGCGCUCAUCAGCUACUCCAUAUUAGAGUGUGACAUCCAGGGCAUGUCAGUGAAAACGUAUGUGUCUAUCAAUGAGGAGACGGGCUAUCUGUAUGCGCUCAGGUCCUUCGAUUACGAGCAGCUGAAGGAUUUCACAUUCAUGGUGCAGGCCAAAGACGCAGGCACCCCGGAGCUGUCCACUAACUCCACAGUCAAAGUCAUCAUCGUGGACCAGAAUGACAAUGCCCCCCUGGUGCUGGCUCCCUUGGGGAAGAACGGCACAGCCAAAGAGCCUCUGCCGCGCACCGCUGAACCGGGCUACCUGGUGACCCGCAUUGUGGCCAUGGAUGCUGAUGACGGAGAGAAUGCCCGUUUAUCCUACAGCAUCCAGAGGGGGAACGAAAAUGGUAUGUUCCGGAUGGACUGGAGGACAGGUGAGCUCCGUACGGCUAGGCGGGUGUCUGCCAAGCGAGACCCCCACCAGCUGUACGACCUGCUGAUCGAGGUGCGGGACCACGGCCAGCCGCCGUUGUCCUCCAGCGCCAGCGUGCUGGUGAUGUUGGUGGACAGCGUGGCUGAAGGCCGCGGCGUAGGGAACAGGGGGGGCACAGCCAAGGCCAAAGAGGGGACCCUGGAUCUCACCCUCAUCCUCAUCAUCGCCCUGGGCUCCGUCUCUUUCAUAUUCCUGCUGGUCAUGAUCGUGCUGGCCGUGCGCUGCCAGAAGGAUAAAAAGCUCAACAUCUACAGUUGCCUGACCAGCGAGUGCUGCCUGGGAUGCAGCUCGUGCUGCUCCCGGCAGGCCCGGGCCCGCAAGAAAAAGCUCACCAAGUCAGAUAUCAUGCUGGUGCAAAGCGCCGGUAACGUCAGCGGGGCCGGUACGGCUCAAGUCCCCGUGGAGGAGUCAGGUAGCUUCGGCUCUCACCAUCAAAAUCAGAACUAUUGCUACCAGGUAUGUCUGACUCCAGAGUCUGCCAAAACCGACCUCAUGUUCCUAAAGCCGUGUAGUCCGUCUAGGAGCACCGACACCGAACACAACCCGUGCGGGGCCGUAGUGACAGGGUUUACAGACCAGCAACCCGACAUCAUAUCAAAUGGCAGCAUUUUAUCAAACGAGACCAAACACCAGCGAGCUGAACUCAGCUACCUGGUUGACAGGCCGAGACGCGUCAACAGUUCGGCCUUCCAGGAGGCAGACCUGGUCAGCUCCAAAGACAGCGGCCACGGAGACAGUGAGCAGGGGGACAGCGACCACGACGCCACCAACCGAGGACAUUCCUCCGGUAAGAAGCGCUCUGCUGCAGGCGCUGACCUCUUCUCUAACUGCACAGAGGAGUGUAAGGCCCUGGGCCACUCGGACCGCUGCUGGAUGCCGAGCUUCGGGCCCUCUGAUGGGCGCCAGGGCCCGGACUACCGCAGCAACCUGCACGUGCCCGGCAUGGACUCGGUCCCCGACACAGAGGUAUUUGAAAGCCCCGAGCUAACGGCUGAUCAAUCAUUCUCCACCUUUGGCAAAGAGACGCCUCUCAGUCACCAACACCUCCACCACCAUCUCCUCAAAAACCAUCACCACCAGCAGGGCUCCCUAGAGAGGAAAGAGUUUGUGCCCUAUAACCCGGCUUAUUUAACGCGGAAAAGGGUUUGCUAGCUCCUUUCGUGUGGACAUACCGGAGACCGCGUGACUUUGCACAAUCACUCCCCGAUGACUGAGGCUACAGUAAAAGUGUUCAACCCAUUUCGCCCUCCUCGCCCUCGACCCUCCUCACCCUGCAGCGAACAUUGAAAAUCACACUCGACUUCACACAAAAUGAGAAACCAACACCCUGCUGGAAUUCCUAAGAGCAAUGCCGGGCUUUGGAGCACCCUACUCCAGGGUUUAGGAGACGGUGGUCCAUGGGGAGGGGGAGAGGUGCUGAUAGCCUUACAUGGAGGAGCCUAAUGUCUCAGCGGGACUGAGAAACGGACAGAGGAGGAAGGACAGCGAUGGCGGAGAGAUAAAACUGGACUCUGAUCUCUCCGUCCUUUUCCAAUCUGCGUGUGCCUGUUUACAGCACUGAUGUAUACAUCUAUGAGGAAAAUAGAACCACUCCAAGAUGACAUGUGUACUGACAGACUAAUCAAAGGAGAGCCACUCAGAAAACCGCCACUGAGCCCUUUAGGCGUUUGUACUCAAAGAGUGACGCCAAAUUGUACAGGAGAAUCGUUGUGCAUUUCAAAAUGCAAUACCACUGUUUUAGAUUUUUCUAUUCUGUUCGUGUGGUCAGGUGUCUCUAUUCAGAUGUACUUCAAACUUUGUAAGAAAAGAUUGUGAGCAGUAUAUCUUUUGAUUUGUGUUUCUUUUUUCUGUCCUUUUCACUUUUUGGCUUUGUUUUUUCCUUCACAUUGUAGGCUUGGACAAAGUUCCUACACUUUUCUGAUUCUGAGGCGUCAAGUAGUUUCUAUCAUGUGUGAGAAGUGUUUACUGUACUCUUUUAAAGUUUCAAGCUGAAUAUAAAACUCUAUAUAUAAUUCUCUCUAUAUCUUCUUGUUCUGAAGGCGUGCUAUCCAUUUGCUGGGUUCCACAUUCUGGUUCAGGUCUGACUCUUCUUGUGUUUUACCGGAGGGGGGGGGGGGGGGGGGGGGGAGGUUGCAGAGACACAGAACAGCCUUAGCAGAUGUAAGCUCAAGUUCUCAUUGUUUGACUUGUUUCAUUUCUGUUUUCCACUUUGGGAUAUUGAUACAGAUCAUGUCUAUAAAUAAAAAUGAGGUAAUCAUUUAGAUUGAAAACCAUGGUAAUUUUGUGUCAUUGUAACCAAAACGUUAAGAGUCAAUUUAUAAAGAAACACAACAAAAACAGGGCCAGAUGCAAAAGUUAUUGUACACAAUUCAGUGGACUCGGGUAUACACACACUUUUUUCUCACAAAAACACCAAUAUGCCAACAAUAAACAGAAAAAUUGUGAAAAGGA
Molecule: messenger RNA, 4821 nt
Organism: Gymnodraco acuticeps
Lineage: Eukaryota; Metazoa; Chordata; Actinopteri; Perciformes; Bathydraconidae
Gene: pcdh10b
Product: protocadherin 10b
Exons: 5
Coding region: 478-3522 (1014 amino acids)
Biological process (GO): homophilic cell-cell adhesion
Cellular component (GO): plasma membrane
Molecular function (GO): calcium ion binding
Source: RefSeq, a predicted model, not a curated record